Magnolia sinica is the source of this 2566-nucleotide messenger RNA. RefSeq names its product exocyst complex component EXO70E2-like. NCBI's taxonomy places the organism in Eukaryota, Viridiplantae, Streptophyta, Magnoliopsida, Magnoliales, Magnoliaceae. Gene Ontology annotation, cellular component: exocyst. The transcript is spliced from 2 exons. Gene Ontology annotation, biological process: exocytosis. The coding region runs from base 376 to 2358 and encodes 660 amino acids. The record is from RefSeq and is a predicted model, not a curated record. Gene Ontology annotation, molecular function: phosphatidylinositol-4,5-bisphosphate binding.
CGGUGAAUUCGAACGGAAAGCUCAAGAGAGUCAAGACCCGAAAGUCAAGAGGCCGUUCUUCUCCUGAGAAAUAGAAACGAAGCAGCAGAGAUCCCUCCAUGGAAGCUUCAGAAGAGAGCUUUUCCUAAAAUCUCUCUCUCUCUAUCUCUCAAUUUCCACGGUUUUCUUAUCUAGAAACCUAGAAUUUCAACUCCUCCCUUUCCCACCAAUUGGGUUGUUAUCCUCUUCUCUAUUUUCUUUCCUGUCCUUAAUCACUUCCCUUUCGGUUUCUUGCAUAUCUUGCUUUUUUGGGUGUCCGUUGAAUUCUGAUUCCGACGCAUUUCCUGCGAAAUCCGGUGAAUUUCGAAGUAUUUCCGGUCGAACUUUCAGUCUCCAAUGGAUUCAUCUGAACUUAAAUCUUUAGGUGACGUACACGAAGAUGAACAAGUGAUUGCUAUUGCACAGCAGAUUGUAAAAGCCUUGGGAACAAGUAAGAACCCGACCGAUGAUAUGAUAAGAUUCCUCUCGGAUUUCAAACUCCGCUUGUCCACCUCUAGUACAUCUGAAAUCUUGGGAAAGAAAAGAGGAAUAAGUGAGAUUGAAGAACGGAUCAACUCUGUGGAGGAGAAGGUCAUGAAUUGGUGUUCCGAUCGGUCGAUGAUAUGGGACCGUGGUCCAGAUGAAUCUCGUGAGUUUCUUCGGACUGUUGAUGAAAUUGGACAGCUAAUAGAAAGCUUAGGAUGCUCGUCUUUGAACGAAGUUCAAGAAAGGGAUGAUCUUCUACGACGCGCCCACAAUGUUCUUCAGAUGACGAUGUCAAGGCUUGAGGAAGAAUUCAGCCACAUUCUUCUUGAAAACAAGCAAGCUUUGGAGCCAGAGCACUUGUCUUUCCGUUCAAGUGAUGAUGACAUGUCAUUUUUCGAUUCAACUAGUUCUGUGGAUGAUGAGUCCAUUGAGGACAUGCAAGUGAGGCUUCAGAGAGAUAAUAGCAAAGGCUCGGAGGAAUUCAUCAUCGAUUUGAUCUGUCCGAAUGUGAUUCCGGACCUUAAAUGCAUAGCAGAGGUCAUGUUCGUAUCGAAUUAUGAUGCGGAAUGUUGCCAAGCUUACAUUAGCAUCCGAAAAGAUGCCUUAGAGGAAUGCUUGCUUGUGCUCGAAGUUGAAAAACUGAGUAUUGAGGAAGUGCUGCAGAUGGAGUGGAGUUUAUUGCAUUCCAAGAUAAAGGAAUGGAUCCGGGUUAUGAAGAUUUUCGUUCGUGUCUACCUUGCCAGUGAAAAAAGCCUCAGCGAACAAAUCUUUGGAGCAUUUGGAUCAGUUAGCCGGAGUUGUUUCAUUGAUUCUUCAAAGGGCUUGAUGUUGCAGCUGCUAAGUUUCGGUCAAGCGAUCGCGAUCAGACCCCACUCACCCGAAAAGAUUUUCCGCCUACUCAACAUGUAUGAUGGGUUGGCAGAUCUUCUCCCCGAUAUAGAUGCUUUGUUCUCAGAAGAGGCCGGUUCUUCCGUCAGAACCGAAUCCCAUGAAGUUCUGAGUAGAUUGGGUGACUCCGUGAGGAGGACUUUUCUUGAAUUCAGGAAUGCUGUUAGAAGGAAUGAGUCAACAACCCCAUUUUCCGGAGGUGGGGUCCAUCAUCUGACAAGGUACGUAAUGAAUUACGCAAAGGCCCUUACAGAUUAUGAUGAUACCCUGAAUUUUCUUCUUGAAGAAAAUGGUGAGGACCGUUCGUGGUGGUUAUCCAACAUGAAUGCGAUUAUUCAAGAAGAUGAUGAGUGGAGGUCUCCUAGCAAUUUUUCUCCGAUUGCACGAUGUCUUCAGUUGGUGAUGUCAAUCCUCGAAUCCAACCUUGAGCGAAAAUCCAUGCUGUAUAGAGAUGUUUCUCUGCAGCACUUCUUCCUGAUGAACAACAUCUGCUACAUGGUGCAGAAAGUUAAGGACUCUAACCUUGGAGCUUUUCUUGGAGACAACUGGAUACGAAAACACAAUGGGAAAUUUCAACAGCAUGCAAUGAAUUACGAAAGAGCUUCUUUGAGCUUGAUCCUCUCUUUCUUGAGAGAUGAGGGGAUUUGCAAUCCGAAGUCAGGUUCAGUCUCCAAGGCAGUCCUCAAGGAGAGGUUCCAGGGCUUUAAUCUGGCUCUCGAAGAGAUCUACAAGACCCAGACGGCAUGGUUGGUUCACAAUCUCCAGCUCCGUGAUGAUCUACGGAUUUCAAUCUCGUUGAAAGUCCUCCAAGCAUACCGGACGUUCAUGGGCCGGUAUUCCAAUCAUCUGAUUGAUGAGAAGCAUGGCGACCGGUACAUCAAAUACAGUGUAGAGGAUUUGCAGCAAUAUCUAUUGGAUCUCUUCGAGGGGUCACCAAGAUCAUUGCACAAAUCUAACAGGUGGUGAAACUCCAUCUCCCAUUGAUUUCCUUCUCUAUGAUUUUCAUGAGCUAUUUAUGCUCAAGAACCUGUACAUGAAAAGGUCAUUGAUGCUUCUGUUUUUUUUUUUUGAGCCAUGACAAGGUUAGCUAUUGUUGUUAGUGUGGCAUUUUCAAUCCUGUAAAUCUUGAAUAAUCAUAUCCAGUAUAGUUUAUGUAUAUUAAUAUGAAUUUUCA